UUGAGUGAUAGCACGGACUGCCCGUUGCCAAAACAUAGAGCGAAAUAAACCAAUGGAUAGAGUUUGUUGGUAUCAAGCUGAGCUUCGAGUGAACGGACCAGAUGCACCCUAUUCAGUAACAUGCCAUACUGUUUUYCCUAAUCGUAGUGAGCGGGCUGGCUUGUGAAUACCCAAACGCUAGCCUUAAAAGUGUCCACGACGUAGAACGUAAUCAUUCGUAGCUUGCGGAACAGAGAGAUACAACAACGAGGCUUCCUUAGUCCAGCAUGGACAAUAUGCCCAUGUAUGCUCAAAGCAGUGCGUUGUCUCACCAAGGYAUUGAGAGACCGCUCGAUCCAACCAAGGAAUCGCCGUUUGGACUAAGUCCAUAUAUCGAUACAAACCAGGGUWUAAUACCACGCGCUGGUUUCCACAUCCCGCACAGAAUUCCUGACUCUCUUCAUUAUAACUCACCGAAGUCGGUGCUAUCAACAGAUGGCUCACCGUAUUCCUUCCAAUCACAUGUUAACCGAACGCCAUGUCCUUCGUCCAGCCACGGAGAUUAUAUUGGUCCUCCAACGGCCCUCUCUCAUGGGCACUCAAUGUUUGAUUCGCUGGCGAAUGGAGGCCCAAGGUUCCCUCCAUGCCCGUCAGGCCUCAACCCUUUGGCGCUACAUCAACCUAAACCGGCCGACAUGAAGUCACACGCUCGAGCAUUUUACCCUCAGGUUUCUGUGCCUCCAGAGAUUGAAUCACCGCAAAGAGCAGGGUAUCCGUCGUACCAGAGAAUAGAUUUUUACUCUCAACCGACGAUUGGAUUUGAACAUCAUCACCCUAUGCAACAUCACCAGAAUGUUUACUAUCCAUACCUUGGGCCGACAAACAAGAUCAUGAGCUGUGAGUGGGUCGAUCCGCAAAAUUACGGUAAAGGCAAGAUUUGUGGCAAGCAGUUCAGUGUAAUGCAUGAUAUUGUAAGACAYAUCAACGACGAACACAUCAGCCAGAACGAUUCCCCUUUGCACGUGUGUCAUUGGAGAAAUUGUACACGAAAUGGUCUUCCUUUUAAGGCAAAAUACAAACUAGUGAACCACGUACGAGUGCACACAGGAGAGAAGCCUUUCCCAUGUCCAUUYCCAGGCUGUGGGAAAUUAUUCGCUCGCUCUGAGAACUUGAAAAUUCACAAAAGAACUCACACUGGAGAAAAACCGUUUAUAUGCGAGUAUCACGGCUGUGAUAGACGUUUUGCAAACUCUAGCGAUCGUAAAAAGCAUUCCCAUGUCCACACGUCGGAUAAACCUUACUACUGCAAGUAUCAGGGCUGCAAUAAGAGCUAUACUCAUCCUUCAUCACUUAGAAAACACAUGAAAUUACAUGGGCUGUCCCCUUCACCGCCUCCGUUACUUGAAACCGGGAGUAGUUCUACUCAAGAUGUUGAAAGUCCAUCGGAAUCACCGUCUUUACAGCUGGGAAACAACGCGGGGACAAGUAAUAACAACAAUAGUUCGAAUAGUGAAAACAGAGAAGAAAAUCCCAAUUGGUACGGUUGUUAACGAUUUAUUGUUGAAUAUGAACAGUGUUUCGAGAUUUCGCCGUACUCUAAAAUGGUGCAGGCCACAGACGGGCGCUCUCUUCCGUAAGUAGACUCUCUACGGCGCGAACGUUAUUGCGUUUUUGUUAUGGGACUCUUACGUAAAAAAUGUAUAGACAAGUUUAUCUCUGAAUCUAUCGACUAAAACGCUCUCAUGCAAAGAAGUCACAGCUAGUAGUAAUACCAGCUAGAUACUACGAACUCKCKGACCAACUUAGAAUAACAUAGACUCUCACGGAGCCACGAAUGGAAACUAAUAAUUCUUAUCACUGAAAUUACAAUCUAGGAUUUGUUAAUCUCUCUGUAAAUAAUUUCCUUGAAAGUGGUUCGUUUUUUUUACAUCAAUUCGCGCUUUAUGAAACAAAAAUGGUAGUCAGCAGUGAAGUACUGUGUAUAGGAGAAACUAUGCCAUUCGUUUUCGUUGUCACUUGCGCGUUUUCAAACAAGAGUCGCUUUGUAAAUAUUUAUCCAGUUUAUCUUCGUUUGUUCACAUAUCAAGAUAUAAAUCCAAUCUUUUUGUUUCCUAUGUAUAUAUUUAUAGUGUAGAUAGUAGUUAGGAUUUUAACACAACUAAGUAUUUUGGGCUCUGCUAAGUGAAUAGCUAAGCAACCUUCGUAGGAAUUCAAUAAUACGAUAAAGAGCGCCUUAUUGUGAAUUUGGUAGCUCUCUGUUGUCUAAUUUGACGUGCUUUAUCCCAUUGAAGUGAAAAAAAGUUACGGUAUCGGUAUUUAAGAAUAAGGGCAGAAAAGAAUCGAUUUAUGAGAUCUUAAAGAUAGCCAGCCCUUUCGUAAUUCUGUAACAUCUAAUGCAAAAUAUAAAUUAAUUCAAUUUAUGAUUGAGUGUCGGCUGGCGUUGCAUAGAACCACGUUUACUUCCUUUGGAAUUCCAUCAAUAAAAGAUUGUUUAAACCUA
Molecule: messenger RNA, 2479 nt
Organism: Exaiptasia diaphana
Lineage: Eukaryota; Metazoa; Cnidaria; Anthozoa; Actiniaria; Aiptasiidae
Product: zinc finger protein ZIC 4
Exons: 1
Coding region: 267-1529 (420 amino acids)
Biological process (GO): central nervous system development; regulation of transcription by RNA polymerase II
Cellular component (GO): nucleus
Molecular function (GO): DNA-binding transcription factor activity, RNA polymerase II-specific; RNA polymerase II cis-regulatory region sequence-specific DNA binding
Source: RefSeq, a predicted model, not a curated record